CUACAAAUUCUACCGUCUCGGAGUCUUGGUCAAAACCACCAAAAAAAAAACACUGAACAAUCAUCAGAGAGAGAGAGAGAUGGAGAAGACGCUAGAGCUCCGAUCACUUGGAAACACAGGCCUCAAGCUCAGCUGUGUCGGAUUCGGAGCAUCCCCUCUCGGCAGCGUCUUCGGCCCUGUCUCCGAUGAAGAAGCUAUCGCCACCGUUCGUGAAGCAUUUCGACUUGGCAUUAACUUCUUCGACACCUCCCCGUAUUACGGAGGAACAUUAUCUGAGAAAGUCCUUGGAAAGUCGUUGAAAGCUGUUGGAGUUCCCAGAGAUCAAUUCAUCGUAUCAACAAAGUGCGGGAGGUAUAAAGAUGGUUUCGAUUUCAGUGCCACUAGGGUUACCCAAAGCAUAGACGAAAGCUUAGAACGCCUACAGCUCGAUUAUGUCGACAUAUUACAGUGUCACGACAUUGAAUUCGGCUCACUCGAUCAGAUUAUAAACGAGACAAUCCCUGCACUCCAAAAGUUAAAAGAAAAAGGGAAGAUCCGAUUCAUUGGUAUAACAGGACUUCCAUUAGGAAUCUUCAAUUAUGUUCUUGAUCGAGUACCAUUAGGCACCAUUGAUGUAAUCCUUUCAUAUUGUCAUUAUGGAAUCAACGAUACAACAUUGGAGGAUCUACUUCCAUAUCUUAAAAGCAAGGGAGUUGGUGUGAUCAGUGCUUCACCUUUAUCAAUGGGACUUCUUACAGAAAAUGGCCCUCCAGAUUGGCAUCCAGCUUCAUCUGAACUCAAGGCUGCAUGUCGUAAAGCUGCUGAUUUUUGUAAAGAGAAAGGGAAGGAUAUAUCGAAAUUGGCUAUGAAAUAUAGUUUGUGUAACAAAGAUUUUUCUUCAAUACUAGUGGGGAUGAAAUCUGUUCAACAGGUGCAGGAUAAUGUUGCAGCUGCUAUGGAAGUUAUGAAGGGUGAGAAAGAUGAUGAAAUUUUAGUUGAGAUUGAAGAGAUAUUGAAACCAGUGAAGAAUCAGACAUGGCCUAGUGGUAUUCAAUGAAUUUAAGUUUUGUUGCUUUUUUUUUACAUGUAAAUUUGGUUGUUGAUGGCUUUAUAUCUUUAAAAGAAAGUCUAUCUUCAUUCAUUGUUAUGUAAUGCUAAAUUAUCCAAAUAAAACAUGGACCUAAUUUCCUAUAAAAGUAUCAAGAAGCUAUUUGCUACUUAA
Messenger RNA from Lactuca sativa (garden lettuce), 1201 nucleotides. Its product is annotated as NAD(P)-linked oxidoreductase superfamily protein. The record is from RefSeq and is a predicted model, not a curated record. Gene Ontology annotation, cellular component: cytosol. NCBI's taxonomy places the organism in Eukaryota, Viridiplantae, Streptophyta, Magnoliopsida, Asterales, Asteraceae. Gene Ontology annotation, biological process: L-ascorbic acid biosynthetic process. Gene Ontology annotation, molecular function: L-galactose dehydrogenase activity.